Armigeres subalbatus is the source of this 2044-nucleotide messenger RNA. RefSeq names its product pickpocket protein 28-like. The transcript has 2 exons. The record is from RefSeq and is a predicted model, not a curated record. Gene Ontology annotation, cellular component: plasma membrane. Gene Ontology annotation, biological process: sodium ion transmembrane transport. The coding region runs from base 192 to 1844 and encodes 550 amino acids. NCBI's taxonomy places the organism in Eukaryota, Metazoa, Arthropoda, Insecta, Diptera, Culicidae. Gene Ontology annotation, molecular function: ligand-gated sodium channel activity.
CCGUCCCGGAAGUUCGUGUUUCACGCCAUUCCCGUGUCGGCCCGUCAAAAGGUGGAGGUUUUCCACCCAUUCUACGCAACCUGUUGCAUAUUCAUCGGGCCACGGCGCGGAAUGUGUAAUUCUGGAAUCGUGAAACGGGAGCAAUUCGCUACCGAUGACCGACGUCAGAAACGAUCGGACCGUCGAGAGAAAUGGAACGCUCGAAAGUGCAGUCGAUGUCGGCCGGGGCGAAGGAUUUGUUCCUGGAGUAUUGCAGCAACAGUUCGGUACACGGAGUGCGCUAUUUCGGGUGCCGAGAAAGGUCAAUUUGUGAGAAGUUUUGGUGGGUGGUGGUGUUUGUCCUGUCGGUGGGAAGCUGUGCUAUGCUGAUCCUGAAAACGUAUCAAAAGUGGGAGCAAACUCCUGUCAUUGUGAGCUUCAACGAGAAGUCCACUCCGGUGUGGCAGAUUCCGUUUCCAGCUGUUACUAUUUGUCCUCAGACCAAGGUUAAGAGUGGAAUGAUGAACUUUUCCAAAGAUUACAACGAUUUCACAUCAAUGGAUUCCGAAGAGAUGGAUGGUUUCAACAAAACCGACUAUUUGCUGACGAUGAUGCAGCUUUGCGAAAGAACGUUCUACGCUAUCGUACUGUAUGAUAGCGAAGCUCUACCCAAUAAAACUAGUAAUCAAAGCUACGCCUCAAUAGUCCAAGAAAUGUCACUACCAAUGUACAAUAUGAUAGAAUUCUGCGUGAUGCGUAGCGUGGUGAAAUUCUGUCGUGACAUAUUCAGCUACACUAUGACCGAGGAGGGGGUAUGUGCCAGCUUCAAUCUUCUUUCCGCGUCGGAAUUACUUCGCACUAAUUCCAUUCAAACAGUCGACAAAUACUUAUCUGGUAAACAUGAAGCUCCGCAGUGGUCACUUGAACACGGAUACUCUCAGGAAGCAACACUUAACUCAUACCCAUACCGAACUCUCGGACCCGGCUACUCAGCAGGACUGUCACUGCUGCUCCUGUCGAGCAACGAGGACCUUGAUUAUCUCUGCCGCGGACCUGUUCAGGCCUUCAAAGUUCUGCUGCACACUUCCGCAGAAUAUCCGCAAGUUUCCCGAAAGUUUGUCCACGUUCCCAUGGAUCAGGAAGUUACCAUCGCCGUAAAGCCCCAAAUGGUAACAACUACUGAAAGUCUUCGCAGCUACACUCCCGAACGCCGCCAGUGCUUCUUCAACAACGAACGAUAUUUGCAGUUUUUCAAGAUCUACACACAGGACAACUGUGAGCUCGAAUGUCUAACAAAUUAUACUCUGCAACGUUGCGGUUGUGUAAAAUUUUCAAUGAUGUACUCCAACGGAACCGCGGUGUGCGAAACUAACCAAAUUCAUUGCAUGUUAAUGGCGGAAAACGAUCUUCUAGAGAUGGACGUCGUCAAUCACCAGGACCAGCAGACUAACUUUCGAGCCGAAUGUAACUGUCUACCGGCGUGUACUUCCAUCCAGUACGAUGCAGAAAUCACGCAGACCGAUUUCGAUUGGUUGAAGUGGACUCAGGCAAUCAAAAUUCCGCUGGAUAACAUGACUGGACUGCACGUGGCUCGGCUGGGAAUCUACUUCAAGGAGGCACAGUUCAUGACUUCGAAGCGAAGCGAGCUGUAUGGGUUGACUGAUUUUCUGGCGAACUGCGGCGGAUUGCUGGGUCUAUGCAUGGGGGUUAGUCUGUUGAGUUUGGUGGAGCUGUGCUAUUUCUGCACGGUGCGGCCCUUUUCGCUCUGGAGGAAGCAGAGGCACGAAGAAAUGGACGCGAAGAAGCUGAAGUUUGAUGAUGUGCCGGGAAUAAGUCUGCUGUCGAUGUCGGUAAAAGGGGAUUAGGGGUAUGUGCUUUAUCGUGAUAUAAUCGUGCAGAAGGGAUGAUAGGAUUUCAAAUUUGAUUGUUACCGAACAAUGUGAUUGCUCUGAAUUGAUUGAUUACUAUUACUGAUUACUAUAAGAUGUAAGUAUUUGUAAAUCGCGUUGUUUUUAUUAUAAGCUUCAUUCAAAUAAAUCUUCUAGUCGUCUAUUACUCAUUCAAA